Puccinia triticina is the source of this 1782-nucleotide messenger RNA. RefSeq lists its product as uncharacterized. The transcript has 10 exons. The record is from RefSeq and is a predicted model, not a curated record. NCBI's taxonomy places the organism in Eukaryota, Fungi, Basidiomycota, Pucciniomycetes, Pucciniales, Pucciniaceae. Gene Ontology annotation, biological process: DNA repair. Bases 1 to 1782 code for a protein of 593 amino acids.
AUGGGCUAUCUGCUGGAUGGAUGUCCGGCACCAAGGGACGUCUUCGAAGAUUCAGGAAAGGUCAUCAUCAGUCACGGGACGACGUUCAAGUGGGGGCGGAUCGAUGAUGUGUCGGCCUACGGGAUCACAAGGCCCUCCCCAAUUAACACUAGUCAAAUCCCAAACAAGAGAGAAUUAUCGUGUCAAAGCAUUGAUCAAGUGUAUGGAGGAACGCGUGCCUGUGGUUUUACUCGGAAAAAGUUUUCAGGGAUGCCAUGGUUCCAAGAUUAUCCUUCAGUAAGAUACGCGGUCCUUGGGUACUAUUUGGUCACUCAUUACUGGCCAGAAAGGGAAUUCAGAAGCGACGAGCCUAACGAGUAUAGCGUGCGUUUCAAAUUUCGUUUCCAGUGGGUCUCGUCUCAAGGCGAUCCUUGGUGGGUAUCGGAUAUGAAAAAUUAUUACAAAUCGUUGAAGCCCUGGCAAUCGGUCAGCGUCUCGGACGAACUCUCGGCCUCGAGUUCUUUGGGGGCGGAUGAGAAGCCCGCCCAAUUAGCCAGCGGCGAGAUGGACUGGGAAGCAACUCCCGACGGAAGUUUUUCGACAACAUACCAAGAUAUGUUCGACGUAGAGGAUGAAGAGCUCUUGAAAUAUAAGUGUAAUGGCUGCGGCAAGGAGAGCUUUAACAUAUAUAAAGGGUCAUGGAUGUGUCUCAACGAAUUCUGUUGGGAUUUCUUUAGAACGAAAGAGCAGUAUGAUUUCUUCGAGUGGUCAGCCACAGCCUCUCCAUCUGAUACCGACAUGGCAGGAUUGAAAUACGUGAUGUGGUUCUUGAGACACCAACUUUCACUCGAGGAUGACCAUCGCGUACCCUUUCCGCUCACUCCCACUACCCUCCAAAAUCUCACCGGCAAUCAAAUCGACUUGGCUUCCCAUCUCGAGGCUAAAGUCGGAUUCUAUUGCAGCGCCUGCGGAAGGCUUUCGAUCAGGAUCUAUUGGAGAGUGCUCAUUUGCUCCAAUGAGGAAUGCCAAUUCACAGUGAAUUUGACUGGAGCGCCACUAGAACUUCCAAGGCCCGCCGAUUUGACACGAGACAAUCGAAAGAUGACCAGUAACAGAUGCGAUAUAACAUCAUUGGACCCGAUUGGACCCCUCAAAGCAGCCGGUUAUUCGCUCAGAUGGUACAGGUUUCAUGACAUCUCCGGCGGCGUCAUUCAUGCGACUCCCAACGAUUUGAGAAAGGCUGACUGCCUCUUUCAAGACUUUCAAACUGCUCUGGAUCCUUGGAGCUUCAAGAGAAACCAACUAAGAUUUAGCCAAGAAGUGGAAACAAGACCGUGGCUUCAAAUACCGAUACCAAUAUUCCGAGCGUAUUCAGGCCUAUGUAAAUUUGUGAGAGAUGCUUUAAACCAUGAAGUGAUCUCAUCAAGCUCGAAGAAAAUUGGAUUGGAUGACCUUUUACCGGAAACCUUCAACGAGAUUUUGUCUUGCUUUUAUCUUCCCGGAACCGGUAUGAAUUAUCAUUCGGACAACGAGCUUGGGUUAGGCGGUGUGAUCGUCAGUCUAAGCUUAGGCUCGACAGCGAUGAUGAGGUUCAAAAGGAAACAACCAAACGGCCCAGACCUAAAAGAAGAACCCUCAGUCAAAAAGUCGAAUCCACCGAUCCUUGAGCUGGUCGUAAACCAUGGCGACGUGGUGCUUCAAUGCGGAUCCGAGUUACAGGAAAAAUAUGUCCACUCACUCCACACAGAUGGUGUACGCAUUUCAACCACAAUGCGAUACAUCAAUCCUAAUCUGAUGGGGUAG